CAUGUGACUCGCCCUCCCACCGAGCCAACAUGGCGGCGCCCAGGUCCUAAUCUGAGGAACGUGGAUCGACUCGAAGUCGGUUUCUCUGCGCGGGCUGGGCGUCCGAUGUCCCAUGGGAGGCUCGUCCGCCAGCUAAGCCUCGCUCUCUUUUCGGUUCGUCGCCUCUGUAGAGCCCGCUUCUGGGAGGGGCGUCCCCCUCAGGGACCGCGGGAUCCCGCGAUGGAUGACGGUCCCCAGCCCUGCCCCCAGGCCCAGGAAACCAUCGUCACCGAGGGUACCGCCAGGAUCGCCUUCCCCAGCGCCAACGAGGUCUUCUACAACCCUGUCCAGGAGUUCAACCGGGACCUGACGUGUGCGGUGAUCACCGAGUUCGCCCGCCUUCAGCUUCGGGCCAAAGGAAUCCAGAUCAAGGUGCCAGGUGAGAAGGACCUGCAGGAGGUAGUUGUCGACUUGUCAGAGCCAGAGGAGGGACAGGCUGAAUUGAAAGACAGGGAAGAUUCGGCGCCAGGUGGCCAGCCUCGGACAGCUGUUGUGGGGGAGAUCUGUGAGGGAGGCCUGCGGGUACUCGAGGGGCUUGCAGCUUCCGGCCUCCGCUCCAUCCGCUUCGCCCGUGAGGUGCCUGGGCUCCACUGUGUGGUCGCCAAUGAUGCUUCAGCCCGGGCUGUGGAGCUCAUACGCCGCAACGUGCAGCUUAACGAUGUGGCCCACCUGGUACAACCCAGCCACGCUGAUGCCCGGAUGCUGAUGUACCAACACCAAAGGGUCUCCGAGCGCUUUGACGUCAUCGACUUGGACCCCUACGGCAGCCCGGCGGCCUUCCUGGAUGCCGCAGUACAGGCUGUGAGUGAAGGAGGGCUGCUGUGUGUGACCUGCACGGACAUGGCGGUGCUGGCGGGCAACAGUGGGGAGACCUGCUACAGCAAGUAUGGGGCCAUGGCCCUCAAGAGCCGGGCCUGCCACGAGAUGGCCCUGAGGAUCGUCCUGCACAGCCUGGACCUCCGGGCCAACUGCUACCAGCGCUACGUGGUACCCCUGCUCAGCAUAAGUGCCGACUUCUACAUACGCGUGUUCGUGCGUAUCUUCACCGGCCAGGCCAAGGUCAAAGCCUCGGCCAGCAAGCAGGCCCUGGUGUUCCAGUGCGUGGGCUGCGGGGCCUUCCACCUUCAGCGCCUCGGCAAAGCUACAGGAGCCGCUGGUGGCCGGGUCAAGUUCUCUGCAGCCUGCGGGCCCCCCGUGUCCCCCGAGUGUGAGCACUGUGGACAGAAAUACCAGCUCGGGGGCCCUCUCUGGGCAGAGCCCAUCCACGACUUGGAGUUCGUGAGUCGUGUCCUGGAAGCUGUGAGCGCCAACCCGGGCCGCUUCCACACUUCGGAGCGCAUCCAGGGCGUCCUGAGUGUGGUCAGCGAGGAGCUCCCGGACAUGCCUCUGUACUACACGCUGGACCAGCUGAGCAGCACGAUCCACUGUAGCACGCCCAGCCUCCUGCAGCUGCGGUCCGCCCUCCUCCACGCUGGCUUCCGGGUCUCCCUGUCCCACGCGUGUAAGAACGCUGUGAAGACGGACGCUCCAGCCACAGCCCUCUGGGACAUCAUGCGCUGCUGGGAGAAGGGGUGCCCUGUGAAAUGGGAGCGGUUGUCGGAGACCAGCCCUGCUUGGCGCAUCCUCAGCUUAGAACCCAAGCUUCAGGCUAACUUCACUGUCCGGGAAGACGCCAACCCCAGCUCCCGCCAGCGGGGACUCAAGCGCUUCCAGGCCAACCCAGAGGCCAACUGGGGUCCCCGGCCCCGCGCCCGGCCAGGGGGCAAGGCAGCAGGUGAAGCCAUGGAGGAGAAAAGACGGCUGUGCCAGAACAAGCGCAAGGAGCUAGCCGAGGACCCAGCGCAGCGCGCCGCCCGCCUCAAGACGUUCCCUUGCAAGAGGUUUAAGGAGGGCACCUGUUCACGCGGGGACCAGUGCUGCUACUCUCACAGCCCCCCAGAUUCUGGAGCUGCCGCUGAUGCCACCCCCCAGGACUAUCCAGAAACCCCCAACCAUGAUCCCCCUGGGGCUGGGGCAGCCAUGGGGCUGGGGGUCAGCUGAGCUGAUAAUAAAAGAGAUGUCACCACCUC
Messenger RNA from Ochotona princeps (American pika), 2108 nucleotides. It is a transcript of the gene TRMT1, whose product is annotated as tRNA methyltransferase 1. Gene Ontology annotation, molecular function: RNA binding; metal ion binding. The transcript is spliced from 17 exons. The record is from RefSeq and is a predicted model, not a curated record. NCBI's taxonomy places the organism in Eukaryota, Metazoa, Chordata, Mammalia, Lagomorpha, Ochotonidae. Gene Ontology annotation, cellular component: nucleus. Gene Ontology annotation, biological process: tRNA N2-guanine methylation. The coding region runs from base 106 to 2079 and encodes 657 amino acids.